AUGGACUCCUUUGUCUACAAAAUACGGUGCAACGGUGAGGACUGUAAUUAUGUUGGAGAAACAGGACACAAAUUGCAGACCCGUCUACAAGAACACAAAGCGGCGGCCCGGAGACAUGACUCAAUCUCUCAGCUUGCAACCCAUAUUGGAGAAACUGGUCACAACUUCGAUAUUCAAGAGGCGACCACUGUGGGCCGGGGAACCCCAAAAGGGGAAAGACUGAUGCUUGAGUCAUGGAACGCAGAAGCCAACUCUGUCAACAGGCAUCUAGACCUCCCCGCGGCCUACCGGGUCCUACGCCAUUACAUUAUUAAAGGAGGCGAUCUGGUCAAACCGAGCAAGGCUUUGCAAACAAAGACGGCCCCGUAUCGAAACCACCGGAAGAGGGAGCAGGCUUACAGCAUCCUCUACCGUGGGGACGGAACACAACACUAA
Messenger RNA from Dibothriocephalus latus, 435 nucleotides. Lineage: Eukaryota; Metazoa; Platyhelminthes; Cestoda; Diphyllobothriidea; Diphyllobothriidae. The record is from the annotation of a GenBank genome assembly.